Molecule: messenger RNA, 4367 nt
Organism: Phasianus colchicus (ring-necked pheasant)
Lineage: Eukaryota; Metazoa; Chordata; Aves; Galliformes; Phasianidae
Gene: S1PR3
Product: sphingosine-1-phosphate receptor 3
Biological process (GO): G protein-coupled receptor signaling pathway
Cellular component (GO): membrane
Molecular function (GO): sphingosine-1-phosphate receptor activity
Source: RefSeq, a predicted model, not a curated record
CGGGGAGCGCCGGCGGGGAAGAGCUGCGGCCAUCUCAGCCCCGCCCGACCUGGCCCGGCCCGGCCCGGCCCAGCGUAGCCCGCGAGCUCGGGAGCUGCUGCCACUGAGCUUCGGGGGAGGGAGGCAGGUACUGUUCCCCGCGGGACGGCCUUCUGUCCGGCGUCGGUGCGACAGUGGGUGAGGGCUGUGAAUCCCCUGUCCGGCCUCCAGGGAGCUCCUGUUCGGAGCUGGAAAGUUGCAGAAGGCGGCGAGCGCAGGAUGCGGCGCGGAGCGGCGGAGCGAACCUGAUUUCUUAGCUGUUUUCCCAAAUUAACAUGAGAGACUCGCUGGAUCUGGGAAUAUCCACUACCUGCCCAGAGGAGAACUUGGAGGAUUGUGGCUUGAUCUCCCUCUUGUGGAAAAUUACUGGAACUAAAUUCUCGUGACAUUAAAGAAGAAACAUCCAACAGCAGCUAAGAGACUAUGUCAACAGUUACUGUGAUACCUGCUGCUGUUGUUGGUACUGAAGGAAAUGAGGAAAUGGACUCUCUUAUUGUACUGCAUUAUAAUUACACAGGAAAGCUUAUUCUGAGGGAGAAGGCAACUGAUAACAUAGACUUUACCACUGUUGCAUUUCUGAUCCUAUGUAGUUUCAUAGUCCUGGAAAAUCUGAUGGUGUUGAUUGCCAUUUGGAAAAACAAUAAAUUUCACAACCGCAUGUACUUUUUCAUUGGCAAUCUAGCUCUCUGUGAUCUUUUAGCUGGGAUUGUUUACAAAGUAAACAUUCUUAUGUCUGGGAAGAAAACUCUGAGCUUGUCCUCCACAAUUUGGUUUAUUAGGGAAGGCAGUAUGUUCGUUGCGUUAGGAGCCUCCACCUUCAGCUUAUUAGCAAUAGCUAUUGAACGACACUUGACAAUGAUUAAGAUGAGGCCUUAUGAUGCAAAUAAAAAAUAUAGAGUGUUCCUUCUCAUUGGAACCUGCUGGCUUAUUUCAAUCUCCUUGGGAGCCUUGCCCAUCCUUGGCUGGAACUGUAUAAACAACUUGCCAGAUUGCUCAACAAUUUUGCCUCUUUACUCCAAGAAGUAUGUUGUAUUCUGCAUCAGUAUUUUCAUAGCCAUUCUGGUAGCCAUUGUUAUCCUUUAUGCACGCAUCUACAUCCUGGUAAAGUCCAGCAGCCGUAAUGUCACUAACCACAACAACUCAGAGCGGUCCAUGGCACUCCUUAGGACUGUUGUGAUCGUUGUUAGUGUCUUCAUUGCCUGUUGGUCACCACUGUUCAUUCUGUUCCUUAUUGAUGUGGCCUGCCAAGUCAGGGAGUGCUCUGUCCUAUUCAAAGCCAACUGGUUUAUAGCUCUGGCUGUCAUCAAUUCUGCAAUGAAUCCUAUUAUCUAUACUUUGGCUAGUAAGGAAAUGCGUCGAGCUUUCUUUCGCCUUGUUUGUGGCUGCCUAGUGAGAUCCAGGGCAGCUAGAUCUUUGCCUAUUCAGCCCACACCAGAUCACAGCCGAAGUAAAUCCAGCAGCAGCAACACCCAGAAGCCAAAGGAUGAUUUCCCACAGAUGAGCAUUCCCUCACGUGUCAUUGGGAAACAUGAAUCUUCAUUUUACAAUGGAAGCUUCUGUAAGUAAAAUACUCCUCAAGACAAGGACCUUUCUGUGGUUUAGAAUUAAACUACAAGUGUAGUUUAACUACUUGUGCACUUAAAUUUUAGGGGGAAACACUAAACAAUUAUUUAACUUUAAGGACUUCAUCAUCAACAGUCAUUUGCUUUGCGUGUCUUUCAGUAAGGCAUCUGAUCCAGAAAAAACUUUUCACGCUACUCAACAGCCAGUUCAGAGACCAUGCACAUCUACUGACACUGUGACCAUGAUGGCAUUACAUUGUGAAACUGUAUUGAACACCACUUGAUCCUUCAGGGCAUCAGUAAAACCUGUUACAUUCACUAAAUGUUCACAAAAUAAAUAAAACUUUAUCAUUCACUAAACGCUGCUGAUAAUUAAACAAUGAGCCUGAUUUUGGCUGACUCAGAGAAAAGCUCAUUCCAUAUAUUGGGGAUUAUAAUUCUGUCUAUGUAUCUUGCUGUUAUGUUAAUGGCCUUACUUGUAUCUGGUAUAAAUAGCUGUAUAUUUGUACAAUACCUUAUUAAAAAGUCAUUGACUGGUAGAGUUAACUGUAUUUUAAACAUUAUAUUGUAGUAUAGAGUAUAAGAUGACAAAUUCUAGUAAUUGGUAGAUGUGUUCCAAAGGGGAUUUUUAAAAUACAUGAAGUAGUAGCUUUAAACUAACAAACUUUGAUGCCAUAUCAAUGCAUUAUUUUUGUUUCCACUGUUGCUCAAACUUUUCAUGUUUAAUGAAAGACAACAUGACAGUUGUCACUGACAUUUCACAAUUUAUUUUAAGCAUGCAGUAGUAAAUAACUAUUGUGAGAGGUUAUAUAUGUUUGCUAUUUAAAGCAGUUAAAAUGUGACCCAACCAUACAUAAAUCAAGGGUGUGUACUAUUUCAAUGCAUAUAUUUUUACUUACUAUUUUUAGUGUAUUUAAAAAUGCAUGCAAAACCUAUGUAAACCUGUGUACCUUGUGAAUGCACUACCUAAGCUGAGAUUCUUUAGUUUCUGAAGCAGAGAUGUAUCAUUUCAGAGAGCAGUGAACCACAGCCUGGUUCUUGUGGAGUUCUUUGUUCUCCCUCUGGGCACUAUCAUAGCAUGGGAUUGUGAAAUAAAUUCUUCUUGGGAAGAGGCCCCACCAGUAGGAUGAGAUCCCAUUUUCUGGCAGUGGACAUAAUGCUUCUAUCGUCUCUGAGCACUUUUGUAGAUACAGGAGGGAAGAUGUAGUACAACAGAGUCAUGCUGAACAGCAUCUCUCAGUUUAUACCAGACUCUGCCUUGGAUCUGGAAUGAAAGCCCAUUCACUUUGGAAGACCUUCCAACUUUUGAGGACCCUCACAAACAUCCUUUUGAGGGGCUGGUCCAGAAAACCUCUAUGAAAACACCUUUGUAGUUUAUCACUGCCUUACCAGCCUCAGUAUAGGAUGCUGUUUGGCAUCACUAAAACCUAAGACCUAGAGUAGAUAGGACUUCAUAAGCAGAAGUCUUAUAUAUAAGGACUAUAUAAGGACUUCAUAAUCAUAAGUUUAUAUUCCCAGAGAGGUGGCCUGUGGUACUUCCAUCCAGUUACUUUACAUCUAGAGGCUUUGGUGUAGGCUUUCCCUUCAGUGGAAGGGAAAUACUCAGAUUACUUCUCAGUGAAAACAUCUAACUUUCUUGGACUCUUUUGAAGAUUCCUGUUUAAUGCCUCAAACCACACUUCACCUUAAGUACUAUCAGAAGAGGUUGAGGCUUUUUUAAUUAAUAACUUGUAGGAGCUCAUCCUUAGCUUGAGUCUGAUCUUAAUCAUUAUCAACAGCAUUAAGACUUUCCAAGCAUGUACAGUGCAGAAGUGAUGUAAUGCCUUUAAAAUGUGGAGGUUUGCAUUGUGAUUAUCUUUACAAGUUAGCAGUGUACUUGUAAAUGUUUUCUUCCUUUUAAUGAAGUGUACGAACAAAGAGCAUAGACUGCAUUUGAACAAACUGUGAAAGAGAGUAGUAAGUAUGAAUACCUUCUACCAAAAAUGGUAUAACACAGGGCAUAUAGAGAGAAAGAACCAGAUAAACAAAGCGUACCAUGAACAGGAGCAUAAACUGCAGAUAUGGACGAGGUCAGCAACUCUGUAGGUUUUUUUACAAAUAAAACUGACAAUAUUGUAUUGUUGUGGCUUAAGUUCUUAGAUGCUACAGUGCUAUUUGUAUGUAUUUUCAGUCUUGAAGAUCUGCCUUGAAGUUACCUGUUUGGAAACUGCCUGCUAAAAUGUUAAUGUGCUCUAAAGUGCUAGCUUAUGAAGUGGUGGCAUGUGGCAGCAUUACUUGCUUUUUGUAAAUGAGAAAGUCUGAAAAGACAGGACAGCUGAUGAAGAAAACAUGGUGGCUGUUCCACAUCAACCUCACAUUGUGUUAUGAUGUUAUGUGAUAUUCCAUAUUUAAGUGAAAAAUAAAAAUUUCAGUAGCCAAAAUCUGGAAACAUGCCUGUAAGUAUGAGUUGUGACAUCUGGAUACUAGCCUUAGCUGCUGUUAGUUGAUGCAUGAUACAAGCAAUACAAGCAACUGUUGGGAGACAUCAUUAUAUGUCAAUAAUAAUUAAAAACAAAAACAAAAACAAAAAAACCCACAACUCUCACUCCACUUUCUCUCUUAUUUUGGGAGGUUUUUGUUUUUGUUUUUUAAGUUUUGGAUGUUUUUAAGGGUAGGAAGUUGGAAAGUGGGGAAGAUUUCAUUGCCCAGGCAUACUUGAAGCAGGUUCUUAAUACUCAUGCUUUUUCAUGGAACAGUGAUAAUAAAAUCUACAAAAUACUGGUAAAA